UCACUGUCAGUUCUGCAAACGCCAGCUCACAGUCAGAGUGAGGGGGGAAAACGGAUAUACGCAGAUAUUUAUUUUAACCAACUGGGCUGAUACUGAAACACUAACAUCCUCUGAAGCUGAGCAGGAAAACAAGCCUUUAUGCUUCAAGUAUUAUACUCAUUUUGGGGCUCUGUCACAUCUCGUUCGUGUGUGGUAUUUCUGAUCACGUCACAUUCACUUCGUGUAAGCCGAGGGCAGUUUCCAGUUGAUCUGAGGAUCCUAAACUGGAGCAUUGUGACCGGUUGCAUUUUGAAACUUUACUCUUCAUCCUACUGAAAAACGAUGUUUGAGAGUGUGUCCAUUCGAGUAAUGUGUUUGAUGGUGUUUUUCCAUCAAGGAAUUGGAGGUGAGGACACGAGGCAUGUCACGGGUUACAUUGGCGAGUCUGUUGUCUUGCCAUCAGAUGCUGAUCCCUCAUGGUCUCUUAGUACAAUUCGUUGGUCUAUCUAUGGAAACGUCACAUUUAUUGCAGGCUUUCAGAGCAAAAAAUUGAAUGUUGACCGUUUUCCCUUAUUUCGUGGACGCCUUGAGCUGAAUACGUCUUCAGGCCAUUUAACAAUUAAAAAUGUAUUAUCCAGAGAUGCUUUAAAAUACAGAGUGGACCUGGUAGGCGGAAUACCCACUCAAAGGAAGAACAGUUUUGUUCAGCUUUCUGUUCAGGAACGACUUGAUAAACCAAGCAUACGUCUGCUGCACAGUUCCCUGGAUUCAGGGUAUUGUGUGAUCUCUCUUGGCUGUUUAUCAAUGAACAGUAAAGUUUCUCUUUCUUGGAAGCCUGAGCAUGGCUUCAGUGAACCCUUCUGGAGCAGCGAUCAGGGAGACUCUGGUGAAUCAGUGCUGUGGACAUCUUUCACACCCAACCGGGUAGUAACCUUCUCCUGUACUGCUGAUGAUGACCGUCGUCAAGAAUCAUCCAGCAAGAGUGUGACAUGUACAGAGCCAGAACCAAGAAGAAACAACACUCAGCCUGGAAGUACUCAAGAUGUACUCCAUGGUAGAAUCACUGUAGGAUUGAUAGGAGCAAUGUUUGGAGGAAUUCUUGGAUGUUUGGGGACAAUCAUCUACCAGAAACGCAAAGAACAACUUUCAAGAUCCUGAACCAGGUUCUUCAGUUUUACCAACUGAUUUACUGAAACUUCAUCCCAGAAAAUCUGAACUGCUUUUCAUCCCCGCAUCAGUAUCUUGCAAUCUCCCUGGACAACUCUCUGAUCUCACAACAUCAGAAGGAUUCAACCGUUAUAUCCACACAGGCCACUCAAGUGCUUGUUCAGUCUCCUGUCAUUUCGAUACUGGACUACUAUUGCAAUUCGCUGGUGGCAGAUCUGCUUGUAAGCUCCACUGAACCUCUGCAACUGAUCCAGAAUGCAGCUGCACAACUUGUUUUCAAGCUUCCUAAGUUCUCCCACACCACCCCAUUGCACCUGCUUGAAGUGGAACUCCGUGAAAAUAGACUCAAUCGUUUGUGCUCAGUUUGUACUGUUUUAUCUCACUAAAAGUUUACUUUGUGCUGCUUCCGUUUUUAAAAUAUUAGACAUUGAAUUAUAGGCGCCAUUCUCCUCUGUGUGAGCACCCUUUUAGAGGCGAAUUGCUGAAGACUUUUUCAAGACAAAUCAUAUCAUUUUGUUCAAUAAACAGUUCUCUUUACUUUU
Molecule: messenger RNA, 1688 nt
Organism: Ictalurus punctatus (channel catfish)
Lineage: Eukaryota; Metazoa; Chordata; Actinopteri; Siluriformes; Ictaluridae
Exons: 6
Coding region: 322-1137 (271 amino acids)
Source: RefSeq, a predicted model, not a curated record